AUGGUAGUCAUCAUCUCUGCUGCUCAACUAUGCUGCUCUGCAACAUCUGGAGGCCAUGAGUUCACAUUCCACGGGUUCAACUCAGGCGAUCUGACCCUGGACGGAAUAGCUGAGAUCACAUCCAACGGCUUACUAAGGCUAACAAAUGAAACCAUGCUGCAGAAAGGCCGCGCCUUAUACCCAAUGCCUAUCAAUUUCAAGAAUUCAUCCAACGGCUCCGUUUUCUCCUUCUCCACCACCUUUGUCUGUGCAAUGGUGCCCCAGACUCCGAGUUGGAUAACUCACGGCAUUAUGUUUGCGAUUACUCAACCUGGAGGCCUUCCAGGAGCUCUACCCAACCCAUACUUCGGCCUUUUCAAUGAAACCACCUUCAAUGGCAAUGCUACCAACCAUGUGGUGGCGGUGGAGCUCGAUACCCUCCAGAACCCUGAUCAUGAUGACAUUGAUAACAAUCAUGUGGGAAUUGAUAUCCACCGCUUGAUAUCAGUUGAAGCAAAAUCAGCAGGCUACUAUCAGGGCAACCAACUUCAUAACUUUAGUCUUGGCAGCAGCAAGCCAAUACAAGCUUGGGUGGAAUAUGAUGGGAUGGCUAAGCAAAUGAAUGUCACUGUGGCUCCUCUCAGUGUGGGGAAACCAAGUAAGCCUCUUUUGUCUUUUCCCCAUGAUAUUUCUCUGGACGUACUAGAAACCGUGUCUAUCGGCUUCACUGCGGCCACUGGUUCAGCAGUUUCAACCCAAUAUAUUCUUGGGUGGAGCUUCAAAAUGAAUGGCAUUGCUCAAGAGCUUGAUCCCUCUAAACUUCCAAAGCUUCCACGAGUGGGGCCUAAGAGAAAAUCUAGAUUUCUAGUCAUUGGGGUGCCUGUGAUUGCAAUAUUUUCUCUGAUUAUUAUUGCUUUUGGAGUGGGAUAUUAUGUAUUCAGGAAGAGGAAGUUUGCAGAGUUGCUUGAGGACUGGGAACAGUUAUAUGGACCUCAUAGGUUCAAUUACAAAGAAUUGUACUUUGCCACCAAGGGCUUUUCGGACAAACAAAUAUUGGGUGCAGGGGGGUUUGGCAAAGUUUAUAGAGGCGUGUUACACAACACGCGAGCUGAAAUUGCUGUGAAGAAAAUUCAUAAUCAAUCAACACUAGGAAUGAGACCCUUCAUAGCUGAAGUUGUUAGUAUGGGGCAAUUGUGUCAUAGGAAUUUAGUUCCUCUUCGUGGCUAUUGCAGACGUAAAAGAGAAUUGCUUUUGGUUUAUGAGUACAUGCCUAAUGGAAGUCUUGACAGGUAUUUGUUUGACAAACCAAUGCGCACCCUCAGUUGGAACCAAAGAUUUCAAGUCAUCAAAGGAGUGGCAUCGGCUUUAUUCUAUCUACAUGAGGAAUGGGAGCAGGUGGUGAUUCACAGAGAUAUAAAGGCUAGUAACGUCUUGCUAGAUAGUGAAUGGAAUGGAAGAUUAGGAGAUUUUGGCUUAGCUAGAUUGUAUGAUCAUGGAUCUGAUCCUCAAACUACACAUGUGGCAGGAACUCAUGGCUAUCUCGCCCCAGAACAUGUUAGAACAGGCAAGGCCACGACAAGCUCUGAUAUGUUUGCUUUUGGAGCAUUCUUACUUGAAGUUGCUUGUGGCAGGAGGCCUAUUGAGCAAACAGCGUCAAAUGAUGAUCUUAUUUUGGUGGAGUGGGUGUUUUCAUGGUGGAAUAGAGGUGAAAUAUUACAAACGGUUGAUCCUAAACUUGGUGAAGAUUAUGAUGUUGAAGAAGUGGACAUGGUCUUAAAGCUAGGGUUGUUGUGUUCUUUGCUAGAUGCAGAACUCAGACCUAACAUUCGACAAGUUAUUCGAUACUUGGAACGCUUUGUAGCUCUACCAAAAUUGUCAUUACUUACUCUCUCCAUAGCAGGUUUGACGAUUUCGCGAAGUGAAGGCUUUGAUGACUUUGUUUUGUCACUUUCAUACUCGGAUGACAAGAUAGGUUCGUGCUAUUCUUCAAUCACAAACUCUAUUGUCUCUGAAGGUCGUUGA
Molecule: messenger RNA, 2001 nt
Organism: Ipomoea triloba (trilobed morning glory)
Lineage: Eukaryota; Viridiplantae; Streptophyta; Magnoliopsida; Solanales; Convolvulaceae
Product: L-type lectin-domain containing receptor kinase IV.1-like
Exons: 1
Coding region: 1-2001 (666 amino acids)
Biological process (GO): protein phosphorylation
Cellular component (GO): plasma membrane
Molecular function (GO): protein kinase activity; ATP binding; carbohydrate binding
Source: RefSeq, a predicted model, not a curated record